Messenger RNA from Lactuca virosa, 1701 nucleotides. NCBI's taxonomy places the organism in Eukaryota, Viridiplantae, Streptophyta, Magnoliopsida, Asterales, Asteraceae. The record is from the annotation of a GenBank genome assembly.
AUGGAUAAAGCAGUGAGAAAACGUGGACGGAAACCUAAAAAUGCAGUGGACGCGGAAGCAAACCCUAACUCAAACACCGCUGCUGUAGAAGAGGUGGUAGCUUCCUUAAGCGCUGCUGCUGAUGACGUCGCCAUUGUUGCGUCUCCUGAACGAAGGGCGUCUAGACAUAGCGACCACAACGGAGAUUGUGACAUCGUUGGGACUGUUGCGGAUGGUCCUCCGCGGUGGGAGAGUGUCGGGAAGAUGAUUGCACCAAACGCUAAUGAAGCAGCUCUACGAACAAUAAUGGUGGAUUUACUGAAUAUUGUGGUUUUGGAAACCAAACGAACUGCCAAAUUUAGAACUCUACUCAAGCACGUCGAGAGAACUUUAAGGAACAUCGAGCCGAUUUUUUAUGGAUAUGAGAGGUUGAGAAAAGUGUUGUAUCGAGCUGAAAACGAGACCAAAAUGUUCAUAUAUUAUGUGGCAAAUGGAAAAGAAGUAGUCAUGGAGUGCUUAGAGAUGAAAUGCUGGAAUGUAUACAAGAAACUUCUUCACGCAAACAAGCUAAUUGGAUUGGACAACAUGCUUUUGAGAUUCUUUCUGAGUGAAUUGCAUGAUAAUUUCAUUUCAAGCAGGAGGAUUCUGUUUGAGAUUUAUGCUUUGGGAGACAAACUGGAUCAAGUCCUUGCAGCUGUUACCAAACAUACAGAUGGAUUUUCAGAAUCCUGCAGUGUUCCAGGGCUUCCAGAUGUCAUCAUUGGGUUGGAUUUUCAUCUUCAAGAACUGAAAAGAAUGGUGCUAAAAGAAGACACCCAGCUCAUAACAGUUUCAGCUCCUGGAGGAUGUGGGAAGACUACAUUAGUAAAGAUGCUUUGUCAUGAUAAUGAAAUUAAAGGCAUUUUUGGGGACAACAUUUUUUAUGUUACAGUUUCUAGAACAACAUCCCUUAAGACAAUCAUCCAGAAACUAUUUGCACAUUUUAAUGUAAAUCAUUGUGAGUUACAAACUGAUGAAGAGGCAAAAAACCAAUUAGAGAAUUUUUUGAGUGAAAUGGGAUCAAAGAACAUAUUGUUGGUGCUAGAUGACGUGUGUUCAGAAUCCGAAUCAUUUAUUGAAGAUCUUAAGUUUCCAAUAUCAGGAUACAAAAUCUUGGUGACAUCAAGAUUCUUGUUUUCAAGAUUCGGUUCCACAUAUGAACUGACCCUGUUAAACGAUCCAGAUGCAAAGACCCUUUUUUGCUCUUCUGCAUUUCAUAACAUGAAUUCUGUUAACGUGCCAGAUGAUCUUGUAAAACAGAGGUCAACUUUGAAGAAAUGGUCAGAAGGUCAAUCUAUCUUUCAUUCAAGCAGCCGAUUGUUGUUUAGUCUUCAGUCAAGAGUUGAUGCACUUGAAGAGUUUCCAAUACUGAGAGACUCUUUUCUAGAUUUGGGUUUGUUUCCAGAAGAUGAAAAAAUUACAGCUUCUGCUUUAAUGGAUAUGUGGGUAGAAUCAUACAAUUUAGACGAUGAAGGAAUGUAUACCAUUGAAUACCUUCUUGAACUCUCUUCAAGAAACCUUCUCAAUCUUGUUCUCACCAGGAAAGAUGGUAGUGAACUUGAAGGGUAUUGCAACGAGCAUUAUGUCACACAACAUGAUCUGUUAAGAGAUUUAGCCAUCCAUUUGAGUAGCCAAGAUCCAAUAGCUCAAAGAACACGAUUGUUGGUUUUUUUUUUAAGAUAA